Messenger RNA from Sphaeroforma arctica JP610, 375 nucleotides. RefSeq lists its product as hypothetical. The record is from RefSeq and is a predicted model, not a curated record. Lineage: Eukaryota; Ichthyosporea; Ichthyophonida. The annotation marks the transcript as partial. The transcript has a single exon.
AUGAGCUAUAGUUCGGCAGUAGGAGAGUGUUCGAGUGUUAAUUUCAACUACAUGUGCAACACUGCAGAAACUAUUAUACCUACCUAUCUACCUACACUCGUGGUUUAUAAUCUCGAAAGAUCGCAGGCUGGCGGUCGACAAGCAAUUGAUGUAUUCGUAUCCAUGCAAGCACACGACACAUCUCGCUUAGGCACACAUACUAUUCUGUUCUGCUUUUGUGACUGUUUUAACCUCCAGGAAGCGACAAUUGACGAUCUAAAGUUGACAGUUGACGAGUGCUCGGGAGCGGUGGAGAUGGUCGAGACACUGACGGAGCAACAGCUGGAUCUGGAGGAGCAGAUCCGCGAGUAUAAGGACCAGAUUGCAGAGUUUGAG